Messenger RNA from Pomacea canaliculata, 759 nucleotides. Its product is annotated as glycine, glutamate and proline-rich protein-like. Gene Ontology annotation, biological process: peptidoglycan catabolic process. NCBI's taxonomy places the organism in Eukaryota, Metazoa, Mollusca, Gastropoda, Architaenioglossa, Ampullariidae. The transcript is spliced from 6 exons. Gene Ontology annotation, molecular function: lysozyme activity. The record is from RefSeq and is a predicted model, not a curated record. The coding region runs from base 32 to 697 and encodes 221 amino acids.
CCGAUAAACAAUCAGCUCAGCGCCCGACGGGAUGUAUAAAGGCCCCGCCAACAGGACAACCUCAAUCUUCUUGGAUUUUCCUGCAAUCACAAACUUCACCAUGUUACUCACACUGAGCGUUUUCGUUCUCACAGUGUCGUCUGCUUUGGCGGCCAAUACCUGCCACGGAAACAUCGACAACCUGACUCCUACCGGCAUGCAUAGCGGUGGUGUGACAGCCUCCCAGUCAGCCGUCCGCGCUCACCUUACCACUCUGAACGGCCUGAAGACGUGUUAUGAACAAGUGGCAGCCACACACUGUAUCGAGGCCAGUGUCAUCGGAGGUCUCGCCAGCCGCGAGUCCAAUGGCGGCGACUCUCUCACGGCCGCUGGCUACGGUGAUAAUGGACAUGCUUGGGGAAUCCUCCAGUGUGACCUCACGCACUCAGGCCUCCCCUGCCGGGAGUGUGGUGCUCGCACCUGUUGUCAUGUUGAGAUGAUGGUCGGUCGUCUACUCAUCCCCUACAUCAGCCAGGUCUCCGCCAAACACCCGUCGUGGAGCCUGGAGCAGAAACUGCAGGGUGGCGUAGCUGCCUACAACUUUGGCGUGGGCAACGUUCAGAGCUGGGCUGGCUUGGACAUUGGCAGCACCGGCAACGACUACAGCAAUGACGUCAUCGCCCGCGCUAAAUACCUGAAGUCGUUGGGCUGGUCUUAAACUUUUAUGUUGAGAGGCUGAAAAAAAGAAUAAAGAUGUAACAUAUUUUCUACAAAUACGAA